CUUUGAGUCAAAUAAAAAUAUUCUUCGCGAUAUACGCCGUCCCUGCACCACGUGACUUCCUUUCCGCUCUUAGCCGACAACAUGGACGCCAGCCGCGUGCAGCCGAUCAAGCUCGCUAGAGUCACCAAGGUGCUCGGCAGAACUGGUUCCCAGGGACAGUGUACACAGGUCCGUGUUGAAUUCAUGGACGACAGCAACCGUUCCAUCAUCAGGAACGUGAAGGGCCCAGUCAGAGAAGGAGAUGUGCUGACACUUCUUGAGUCUGAAAGAGAAGCCAGGAGGCUGCGAUAGUUUCUCCUGCAGCUGUGAGGUGCCAAUCGAGUGUCAUGGAGUAGAAGAAACAUCACAUUUACUCAAAAUGGCAGGCCUCAAUCUUAUUCUGGUUGUUUUGGAAUAAAUGUGGUUAUUAAGAUAAAA
Molecule: messenger RNA, 417 nt
Organism: Cynoglossus semilaevis (tongue sole)
Lineage: Eukaryota; Metazoa; Chordata; Actinopteri; Pleuronectiformes; Cynoglossidae
Gene: rps28
Product: ribosomal protein S28
Exons: 4
Coding region: 82-291 (69 amino acids)
Biological process (GO): translation; maturation of SSU-rRNA; ribosomal small subunit assembly
Cellular component (GO): ribosome; cytosolic small ribosomal subunit
Molecular function (GO): structural constituent of ribosome
Source: RefSeq, a predicted model, not a curated record